AUGGCGGCUGCGCCCCUGAACUUCGGCCCCCAAGACGCUCGGGAGGAAAAUGCAGUGAUCAAUGUCCCCCACACGGCCAGCACCACCCUGGUGCUGCAGCUGCAGCCCGCUGACCUGCGGCCGCCCUGGUUCCUGCCCUGCGUCUACGAGGACAGCCAGAACUGCGUCCAGGCCCAGUACCGGGGGACCGUCCCCACGGGCAUCCAGCUGCCCGAACCCCUCCCCCUGUUCCCCGGGCCGAUCUACGCCGAGGACGGGGACAGGGCCAUCGGCCAGCGUGUCUCCUACAGCAUCAUGCACGACCCCGAACACACCUUCGUCCUGAACGAGACCUCGGGCAACCUCACCAUGAGCAGGAGCGUCCCCAGCCCCAGGACUUUCAACCUGCUGGUCAAGGCCGAGCAGGAGGACAAGGCCCGGUACUCCGUGACCCUGGUCACCAUCAAGGCGGAGGACCGAGACGGCGACGAGAGCCUGCCCGCCUUCCCCCUGCAGGAGUACCGAGGCUUCCUGGCGCUGGGCGGGGGCCCCAGGGUGGCCGUCAAGGACACCUCAAACCCCUCCCAGCCGCUGACCGUCAGGGCCCACGACCCCAAGUUCCCUGUGGAGCCCUGGCUGUGCCGCGUGUGCCUGGAGUCCGAGCAGAGGGACGGCGCGUCGUCCCUGGACAGCGGCAGCCUCGGACUCUGCCUGUCGGGCGCCGGCGGCCUCCCCGGCCAGCUGGGGGCCCUGCUCGCGGAGCCGGGGCAGCUGGCCUAG
Molecule: messenger RNA, 759 nt
Organism: Condylura cristata (star-nosed mole)
Lineage: Eukaryota; Metazoa; Chordata; Mammalia; Eulipotyphla; Talpidae
Gene: CDHR5
Product: cadherin-related family member 5
Exons: 7
Coding region: 1-759 (252 amino acids)
Biological process (GO): homophilic cell-cell adhesion
Cellular component (GO): membrane
Molecular function (GO): calcium ion binding
Source: RefSeq, a predicted model, not a curated record